Euleptes europaea (tarantolino) is the source of this 2058-nucleotide messenger RNA. It is a transcript of the gene DAXX, whose product is annotated as death domain associated protein. Lineage: Eukaryota; Metazoa; Chordata; Lepidosauria; Squamata; Sphaerodactylidae. Bases 1 to 2058 code for a protein of 685 amino acids. Gene Ontology annotation, molecular function: histone binding. The record is from RefSeq and is a predicted model, not a curated record. The transcript is spliced from 7 exons.
AUGGCCUCGUCCGGCGGCGGCGUCAUCGUGCUGGACGAAUGCGAGGAAGAAGAGGAAGGGGCCGCCCCCGCCGCCGCCGCCGCCCCUCCUGAGCCCCCCGGGGCCCCGCCCAACGGAGGAGGCCCCCCCGCCGCCGCCGCCGCCGCCCCCCCGGCCAAGGACCCCGAGAGCCUGCGGGCCGAGAACCAGCGCCUCUUCCGGGAGUUUGUCGACUUUUGCUCCCAGCACACCGCGGAGCACCCGGAGGUGAUGCCCUACCUGGCCAGCCGCCACCAAAAGACCGGCCCCCAGUUUCUGGCCUCCGUGGAGUUCCGCAACGUGCUGGGCCGCUGCCUGACACGCGUGCAGGCCAAGCGCACCAAGGUCUACGUGUACAUCAAUGAGCUCUGCACCAUCUUCAAGGCCCAUUCCCAGAAGAGGAAGCUGGUGCCGGCUUCCGCCACCGCCAACGAGGCCUCCGCCCCCGUGGGCCCCUCAGAGCCGCAAGCCGAGCCCCCCCAGCCUCAGGGGGACACCAAACGGCAGAUCCGGUACCUGGAGAACUUGCUGCGUGUCUACGCGGUGGAGAUUCGGCGGCUACAAGAGCGGGAGCUGGACUUGGAGGAGCUGGACCGCGAGGACUCGGCCUACCUGCAGGAGAGCCGCUUGAAGAAGCGCAUGAUGCGCAUCUUUGAGCGCCUCUGCGAGCUGAAGGACUGCAACAGCCUGACGGGACGCGUCAUCGAGCAGCGCAUCCCCUACCGCGGGACUCGCUACCCGGAGGUCAACCGCCGCAUCGAGCGCCUCAUCAACCACCCGGAGGCCUUCCCGGACUACAACGACAUCCUCAAGGUGGUGCAGAAGGCCAACACCCGCCACAGUCUGGGCCUGCCCAAGCGCCAGAUGGAGGGCAUGGCGGCCGACGCCUUCCGGGAGGUGGGCAACCGCCUGCAGGAGCGGCGCCACCUGGACCUGGUCUACAACUUUGGCAGCCACCUCACUGACCAGUACCGGCCAGGUACCGACCCCGCGCUGAUGGACGGGGAGCUGGCCCGACGCCUGCGGCACAACCGGGAGCGGGGCCUGCAACGGCUGGAGCAGGUGGUCUCCCACUACGCACAGCUGCAGGACAAGGGCGAGGAGGAGGAAUGGCGGAAGAAGCGGGGGCUGCCCCCCAGCGGUGCCAGCAGCCACCAUCAGGGGGAGCCGGCCUCCCCCAGCUCCGGCAAAGAGGGCAGCCUGAGUCCCAGAGCGGCCAGAAAGGAGGCUUCGCAGGCGGACGAGGAAGAGGAUGAAGAGGAAGAGUCCUCCUCUGAGUCGGACAUCGAGGCUGAAUGGGAGAAGGGCCUGGAGGGGAGCGGGGAGGAUGAAGAGGGCCCUCCUCCGCCAGAUGAUGAAACUCCCCCUGUCCAGGAGGCGGAGGCUGACCAGCACCUGGAUCCGGAGGCCCCAGAGGUGGUUCUGUACUCCUCUACUGAUGAGGAGGAGGAGGAAGAGGAGGAGGAUGAUGAAGAAGCAGCAGCAGCUGGGGCGGAGGGAGAGGACGAAGCCCGGCAGGGACAAGAGCCGCCCUGUGAGCCCCCAGCCCAGCUCCUUGUGCCGGAGAUGGAGGAGACGCCACCCCUGGAAGGCGGAGAGACACCCCCGCCCUCCCCCCUGCCCUGGACCCAGGAGGGCGGCUUCUCCCUUUCUCUGCUGCUGCGGAAGGGGCUGCCCCCAGUCAAGCGCGGAAGGCCCCUGGAGAACGGGACCCUCUGCCCAGCGGACCAGACCUCCCUCCCGGAAGAGCCCGAUGGGCAGCUUCCCCCAUGCAAGAGGAGCAGGCAGGCGCGGCAAAUUUCCAAUAGCAGUUGCAUCGAGGUGCUCAGCGCAGGGUCUUCUGAAGAAGAAGAGGGCGACGGCCUCCGCAGCCUCCCUCCUGCUCACAGCCCGACCCCUGUGGCAGACUCCACCUGGACCGACUCCCCAGGGCUGGCCCUGGUCACCAGCUCCCAGGGGAGCCCGGCUCCCAUCUGCAAGGCCAGCGUGGCGACACAGUGUGACCCCGAGGAGAUCAUCGUCCUGUCAGACUCAGACUAG